AUGGGGUCAAGCUCAGUACCGGUUUCUAAAAAUGUGGAGAAGUGGAGAGAGCAUCCUCCAUCUUCGUAUUCCCUAAAGAUUCACAACUUCUCACUACUUGAGAAUUCGACUUCUUCCUCUGACGAUAAAUACCAAUCUCGUGUUUUCUCCUCCGGUGGAUAUAACUGGAGAUUGAUCGUAUACCCGAAAGGAAAUGAAAAGGACAAUGGAAGUGGAUUUAUCUCCUUGUACGUGGAAAUAGACAACGAAAGCUUGAUGAUAUCCACACCACCAAAUGAGGCUUUUGCCGAACUCCGUUUUUUUGUCUUCAACAAGAAACAAAACAAGUACUUCACUAUUCAAGAUCUAGAAGUAAAGCGGUUCAAUGCACUUAAAACGGUGUGGGGAUUGCAACAAGUUCUUCCAUGUGACACAUUCAUUAACCCUGAAAAUGGCUAUAUUUUCGAUGGAGAUCAAUGUGAGUUUGGUGUUGAUGUCAUCGUUGCUCCACCACUUACCAAGUGGGAGAUCCCCUCUUUCAAUGAGAAACUCAUUAAUCCCAAGUUCUCAUGGACUGUUAAGAACUUUUCUUUCUCGAAAGAGGAUGAACACUCAUCAAACCUUUUUUCAAUGGGAGGAAGGAAUUGGGUUCUAAAGCUGUAUCCGAAGGGCUAUAAAAACGAUGGCAAAUGGUUAUCUGUUUUUCUGCAUUUAGCUGAUUUUGAUAAACCAAAAGCAGAUGAGAAGAUCUUCAUUCAAGGAAAUUUUCGAGUUCUAGACCCACUUGGAUCCAUUCACAAGGAUGGCCAAUUCUAUGACUGGCACGUUGAAGCAAACGCUGGUUGGGGUUGGAAUCAAUUUUUGUCUUCAGAUGAACUUCGGAAGCUUUACUUGGACAAGGAAGAGAAUUUGAAUGUUGAGGUUAAAAUUGAAGUUGUUUCUGAGACAAAAUACUCUCCCAUUACCUAA
This is a messenger RNA of Microthlaspi erraticum, 948 nucleotides long. The record is from the annotation of a GenBank genome assembly. Lineage: Eukaryota; Viridiplantae; Streptophyta; Magnoliopsida; Brassicales; Brassicaceae.